UGCUGCGUGCGACACUACCGUAACUAGUAGGCAAAUAUGAAAACGUGUGUAUUUUGUGUCUCGAGCAAGUGGAAUUGAGUUUAUUAGGACGUUAGUUUAGAUAUAUCUGAGUCUAUAAAGCUGUAAGUGCUGUUUUGCUGUAUUAAGCGAUAGUUAUUUUUUAUAAUGGCUCUUUAUAUUAAAGCAGCGGAGAUUCUUGAUAAAGUGGAGCAGAAGAAGGGGGCUGUAAAAACUCUUGUCUAUGAGAGUAAAUACCAAAAUAUCAAGCAACUAUUUGCACUGGUGUGUGAAACACAAAAAUACUCAUCGGUUCUGCAGGAGAUCAUCAACAGCACCAGAUUUCUCAAAGAAACGAAACUCCAAAAAAAUCUGGCAAAAGUGCUGGUGUAUGACCUGCUCAUGGGACGUGGAGUAAAAUGUGGAGGCACCUGGAAGGUCAUGGUGAUGAAACAUCGCUCCAGAUUACAAGCUGCUCUGGCACGAAUUAAAAUCAAAAAGAAAGUGAGUCGAAAUGAGGAUCUGAUUCCUUCCGGUUUUCAACAGAUGAAAGGUGACGUCAUUCCACGCUACGUUCGGGUGAACACAUUGAAAACAACUCUUGGGGAUGUCAUUGAUUAUUUAAAGAGAGAGGGAUUUACAUAUCAUGGAACAGCUGGUCGGCCUGAAGAUCUUGAUAAGCUCUCUGGAAAAGCAUUUCUCUGUGAUCUUCAUCUCGAAGAUCUUCUGGUUUUCAGUGCAAAAAUGGACUUUCACGAUCACUUCCUGUAUAAAGCGGGCCACAUCAUACUACAGGACAAGGCCAGCUGCCUUCCUGCUUUCCUCCUGAACCCCCCAGUCGGCAGUCAUGUGAUCGACGCUUGCGCAGCUCCGGGAAACAAAACCAGCCAUCUAGCUGCCGUAAUGAAAAAUAAAGGGAAGUUGUUUGCGUUUGAUCUUGACGCAAAACGUCUGGCCACCAUGAGCACCCUUCUCUUACGUGCUGGGGUCACGUGUCAGCAGCUGGCCAAUCAGGAUUUUCUAAAAGUAGAUCCACAGAGCUCUGAAUACAAGGAAGUAAAGUACAUCCUUCUGGACCCCUCGUGUAGCGGAUCAGGAAUGGUGUGUUUGCGAGAUGAAGCGUUCGAGUCGCAGGAGGACAGCCGUCUGCAGGCUCUGGCUGCGUUUCAGCUGCGCUGUCUCAACCACGCGCUACAGUUUCCUCAGGUUCAGCGUGUCGUGUAUUCAACCUGCUCCAUUCACUCAGAAGAAAAUGAGAAUGUUGUGUCAGCCUGCCUGCAGGAGAACCCUGGAUUCAGACUCGUUCAUCUUCUUCCAAACUGGACAGAGAGGGGUCAUGACCCUUUUACGCAGUGUCUUCGCGCUAACCCGGCAAAAACACGGACUCAUGGGUUCUUUGUGGCCAUGCUGGAGAGAUAUUCACCGGAGAUAGAAGGAGAUAAUGUUGUGAUUACUGCAUCAUUGCCCUCUAGUGGUGAGGAAGAAAAGGACAUACAGGAAUCAAGUGUACCUGAUGAUGAUGAUGAUGAACAAGAGACUUCAGAGAUGACAAAUGAGCAUCUUACAAACCCGGGCUUAAAAAAGAAAAGAAAGAGAAACAGGAAGAAACACAAAAAUCAAGAAUCCUGAAGGACUUUUAUUGUUUUGACAUGGAAGCAGUCUUAUCUGAACUACCCGUACUUGGUUAUUGACCCCUGUGAGCUUUCAUUGAAAUGUGAUGGGUGAUAUCAAGAUUGUUUGAACUGUACAGACAUGAUGAGGUUCAUAUGCAAAUAUAUUCGUUUAUGAAUACUGCCUCACUAAAGUUAUUUUAAAGGAAAACAUCACCGUUUUUCAAUAUUUUACUAUGUUCUUACCUAAACUUAGACAAAUGAAUACAUACCUAUCUUUUUUCAAUGCCUGA
This is a messenger RNA of Misgurnus anguillicaudatus (oriental weatherfish), 1900 nucleotides long. RefSeq names its product NOP2/Sun RNA methyltransferase 5 (gene nsun5). Lineage: Eukaryota; Metazoa; Chordata; Actinopteri; Cypriniformes; Cobitidae. Gene Ontology annotation, molecular function: RNA methyltransferase activity. Gene Ontology annotation, cellular component: nucleolus. Gene Ontology annotation, biological process: rRNA base methylation. The record is from RefSeq and is a predicted model, not a curated record.